AUGGCAAAUAUGGAUGAGAUUAAGUCUAUGUUUGAGAGAAUGACAGUCGAGAUAGCAAAUUUCUCGGUGAGGCAGACUCAGCUCGAGAAUCAACAUGAAAGGGCUUUUGCUGAGCUGAAAGAGUCUAUUGAUGCUGUGAAGAGGUAUGAUAGAGGAAAGGGGAUAGAAGACUUGGAUGGAGGAGGCGAGAUCUACACCCCUACAGGCAACCCUGCUGCGUGGGUACAUGGUGGUGUUACCACAAAUCAGUUUUCUCCAGUUGCCUACCACUUGGGGUUUGGGCCCUUGCCUCAAUUUCAAGGGCCAAGGGGGGUUGCUUCUCCCCACAGACCAACCUUUAUAGCUCCUGUUCAAGGACAUUCUGCUGCUACCGGCAACAAUGGAGGGGGUUAUGCUCAAGGACAAAGUUCAGCUGGACAAAAUGGUGGUGGUGAACCAGCUCCUGCAGCUCAGAACUCGACUGCAACAUCACCAAGAGGAACAAAUCUGACCAGGAUGACCAAGCUGGAGUUCCCUCGUUUCAAUGGCCUCAACCUUAAGGCUUGGCUUUGUAAGGUAGAACAAUUUUUCUCACUAGAUGAAGUUGAUUAUAAUCAAAGGGUUAAGGUGGCUUCCAUACAUUUUGAUGACAUAGCCAUAGAGUGGCAUCUUGCCUAUUUGAGAAGUAGAUCUCACUUACCCUACCCUAGCUAUGAUGAGUAUGUGUAUGCUCUCAUAGAUAGGUUUGGGGCUGAGUAUGCUGACCCUAUGUCUGAGCUCAAGCUAGUAAGGCAAGUGGGAGUGGUGGAAGAUUACCAGAAGGAGUUUGAUAGGAUCAUGACCCGGCUGCACAUCCUUCCUGAAUAUGCUAUUAGUGCUUUCAUCACUGGUCUCAAACCAGAAAUUGGAUUUACUGUGAAGAAUCAUCGACCCUUUUCCCUACCCCAGGCUUACCAGUUGGCUAGAAACACUGAAGCUCAAGUGAAUGCUCAGUUGAAGAUGAUUAAGUCCACACUGUACAGUGGAGGGUCAUCUCAUACUAGGAGCAACACUUAUGGAUCUUCUUCAAAGGGAGGUUUCCCUAAGAAGGAAGGAAACAUGCUUAAAAGAGAGGCUGCUGCUAACUGGAACAAAGGGAAUACAAGGAAGUUAACUACAGCUGAAAUGAAUGAAAAGAGGCAGAAGGGAUUAUGUUUUUUUUGUGAUGAGAAAUUUUUUCCUGGUCAUAAGUGUAGUAGCUCCAAACAGUUGUAUUUGUUGGAGGUGGAAGAAGAAGGACAAGAGGAGGAAGAAUCAGGAGACCUAGUAUUGGUAGAGGAACCUGCAGAGGUAACUGAAGAAGCAGGAGAAGAGGUGAAGGGAGAAGUGUGUGAAAUAUCAGUCCAUGCUCUUCAUGGAGUGCCAACAUUCCACAAUUUAAGAGUGACUGGUUAUUGCCAGAAAAGACCACUAAGUAUAUUGGUCGACCCUGGUAGUACACACAAUUUCAUUGAUGAUGAUGUAGCAAGAAGCCUGGGAAUUGCUACCCUGAAGAUUAAUCCUCAAACUAUCAAUGUGGCAGAUGGGAACAAUAGGCAGACAAAUGAACUUUGUAAGAACUUGACUUGGCUGCUGCAAGGGGUCACUUAUACAGCAGAUUUUCUACUGUUACCAUUGGGCUCUUGUGACUUGAUAUUGGGAGUACAAUGGCUGCUGCCAUUAGGGGAUCUUAAGCUGAACUUUCAGGAGCUUACCUUGGGAUACAAUUACCAAGGAAGGGAGUGUAUAUUGAAGGGGGAGGUGGACAAGGUAAAAAUUGUGGAGGCUAAGAAGUUGGAUAAACUAGCUAACAAUGGGGGACAGCUAUUUAUGUUGAGAGUACUGCCCAGGGAGGAGGCACAAACAGAGGAUAGCAUCAACAUACCUUCACAGAUGCAGCCAUUGAUUGAGGAGUACCAUCAGCUGUUCACUGAUCCUAAGGGAUUACCUCCCUCUAGAGGACCAUUUGAUCACAAAAUACCAUUGCAGGCAGGGUGUAAUCCUGUAAAUCUCAGACCUUACAGGUAUUCUUCAUCACAGAAGGAUAUCAUUGAAAGGUUAGUGCAGGAUAUGCUUGAUCAAGGAAUUGUGCAGCCAAGUUCCAGUCCAUAUGCAUCCCCAGUAGUUCUAGUAGGAAAGAAAGAUGGCAGUUGGAGGCUGUGUGUGGAUUACAGGGGCCUAAACAAGGCCACCAUCAAAGACAAGUUCCCUAUCCCAAUCAUAGAAGAACUUCUGGAUGAAUUGGGUGGUUCACAGGUCUACUCCAAGAUAGACCUUAGGUCUGGGUACCACCAGAUCAGGAUGACCACAGAAGAUAUAGCCAAGACAGCAUUCAGAACCCACUCAGGGCACUAUGAGUAUUUGAGUUUGAUGAAUAAUGUGUUCAAGGAGCAUCUCAGGAAAUUUAUUUUGGUAUUCUUUGAUGAUAUCCUAGUAUUCAGCAGGAACAUGCUUGAGCACUUGGUACAUCUUAGGAUAACAUUUGAGUUAUUAGUGAAACACCAUCUGUUUGCAAGGAAAUCAAAAUGUUCUUUUCGGGCCAGUAGAAUUGAAUAUUUGGGGCACAUUAUAUCUGCUGAAGGGGUAGCAACUGACCCUAAGAAGAUUGCUGCAGCCCUUGAUAGAGCGCUCAAGAAAGAUGGGUUCCAAUGGUCUAACAAGGCAGAGGUAGCAUUCAACAAUCUAAAAAGAGCCCUCACAUCAGCACCAGUGCUGGCACUUCCAAGCAGCCAGCUUAUGUUUAUAGUGGAAACUGAUGCAUGUGACUAUGGUGUUGGGGCUGUGUUAAUGCAAGAUGGUCACCCUAUAGCCUAUCUCAGCAAAGGUUUAUCAGGAAGGCAUCAAGUUUUGUCAGUUUAUGACAAGGAACUGUUAGCUCUUGUCAUCGCUGUUACCAAAUGGGCACAAUAUCUAAUGGGAAGACACUUUGUGGUAAGAACUGACCAGAAGGCACUGAAGUUCUUGUUAGAUCAGAAGCUUCACACUGGAUCACAAAUGAAAUGGAUAGCCAAGCUCAUGCAAUUUGAUUUUGUGAUAGAAUAUAAGAAGGGAAGAGAGAAUAAGGCAGCUGAUUCCCUAUCCAGAGUUCCAUCAGGGGAAUUGGCAAUGAUUUUGCUCACUCCAACUAGCCAUGAGCUCCUUCAAAGAAUCAAGGACAGCUGGGAAAAAGACAAAGAGGUUGCAGAGAUCAUAGCACACAUCCAGAAGCAGGGGGAGGAGCAGAAGGGGUAUACAUUUGUGAACCAACAGCUGAGAAGGAAGGGCAAACUAGUGGUGGGAAAUGAUAGUUCUCUGAGGCAAGAAAUCCUUCAGAUAUGGCAUGAUAAACCUAUAGGUGGUCAUUCUGGAAUAGAAAACACCUACAAAAGGUUAUCCAAUCUCUUCUACUGGAAAGGGCUCAAGGAAGAUGUGACAACUUAUGUGAGGCAAUGUGCAACAUGUCAAAGAAGCAAGUAUGAUAAUAGUGCAUAUCCUGGAUUGUUGCAGCCAUUACAAAUUCCUAACACUGCUUGGGCCAGCAUUAGCAUGGACUUUAUUGAUGGGCUCCCUAAGUCCAAGGGCAAAACAACUAUACUAGUGAUGGUGGACAGACUCACCAAGUAUGGCCAUUUUAUUGCCAUCAGCCAUCCUUACACUGCCACCUCUGUGGCCCAGGUGUUCUUGGAUCAUGUUUACAAGCUACAUGGUAUGCCAGAGAAUAUAAUCAGUGACAGGGGUCACAUUAGUUGUAGCGACGAAAUCACUCUUUCAAACCAUUCGUUUACUAAGCUUUCUGCUAAGUACUAUGGUCCAUAUCAGAUCUUGCAGAAAAUUGGUCCAGUUGCCUACAAACUCUCACUUCCUUCUCAUGUUGCUAUCCACCCUACUUUUCAUGUUUCACAGCUCAAGCCUUGUUAUGCUAUACCUGAUAAAAUCAACCAUCCUCCAGUGAUUGAUGUUACUAGUCCCUACUGUGUGGAACCUCAGGAGGUCUUGGGCAGAAGGAUGAUCAAACGAGGAAACAAGGCAGUCCCUCAAAUUCUGGUUCAAUGGUCCCAAAUGACAAAGGAACAAGCUACUUAG
This is a messenger RNA of Nicotiana attenuata, 4059 nucleotides long. RefSeq lists its product as uncharacterized. The record is from RefSeq and is a predicted model, not a curated record. NCBI's taxonomy places the organism in Eukaryota, Viridiplantae, Streptophyta, Magnoliopsida, Solanales, Solanaceae. Gene Ontology annotation, biological process: DNA integration. The coding region runs from base 1 to 4059 and encodes 1352 amino acids. The transcript is spliced from 4 exons. Gene Ontology annotation, molecular function: nucleic acid binding.